CACUGGUCCAAACUACUUGGUUUUUGGAAAGAAAGAGAAGAAAGCGACCAGUUUCCAAGCCUUGGAGGUCCUAAUUCCAGCUCUGGGGGAGUGUCACCUGGAUCAUGAGGUCAUCCCUCUGCUGGCUCCUCCCACUUCUACUCCUCUUGGCCUCAGUGGCCCAAGGCCAACCAACACGACGACCAAGACCCGGGUCUGGGCCCAGGCGCAGACCCAGGCCCAGGCCCACGCCCAGCUUUCCUCAGCCCCAUGAGCCAUCAGAGCCUACAGACCUGCCUCCGCCCCUUCCUCCAGGCCCUCCAUCUGUCUUUCCUGACUGUCCCCGGGAAUGCUACUGCCCCCCUGAUUUCCCGUCUGCCCUCUACUGUGAUAGCCGCAACCUGCGCAAGGUCCCUGUCAUCCCAUCUCGCAUCCAUUACCUCUAUCUCCAGAACAACUUCAUCUCUGAGCUCCCAGUGGAGUCCUUCAAGAACGCCACGGGCCUGAGGUGGAUCAAUCUGGACAACAACCGAAUCCGCAAGAUAGACCAGAGGGUACUGGAGAAACUUCCCAGCCUGAUCUUCCUCUACAUGGAGAAGAACGAGCUCGAAGAGGUGCCCUCAGCCCUGCCCCCGAACCUGGAGCAGCUGAGGCUGAGCCAGAACAAGAUCUCCAGAAUCCCGGCCGGCGUCUUCAGCAAGCUGGAGAACCUGCUGCUCUUGGAUCUCCAGCACAACAGGCUAAGUGAUGGCGUCUUCAAGCCUGACACCUUCCAGGGUCUCAAGAACCUCAUGCAGCUCAACCUGGCCCACAACAUCCUGAGAAAGAUGCCACCAAAAGUCCCCAAGGCCAUUCACCAGCUCUACCUGGACAGCAACAACAUCGACACCAUCCCUAGUGGUUACUUCAAGGGCUUCCCCAACCUCGCCUUCAUUCGGCUUAACUACAAUAAGCUGUCAGACAGGGGACUCCCCAAGAAUUCCUUUAACAUCUCCAACCUGCUCGUGCUCCACCUGUCCCACAACAGGAUCAGCAAUGUGCCUGCCAUCAACAGCAAGCUGGAGCGCCUGUACCUCAACAACAACAGCAUUGAGAAAAUCAAUGGCAGCCAGAUUUGCCCCAACAACCUAGUCGCCUUCCAUGAUUUCUCCUCGGAUCUGGAGAACGUGCCACACCUGCGCUACCUGCGGCUGGAUGGGAACUUCCUGAAGCCACCCAUCCCUCUGGACCUCAUGAUGUGCUUCCGCCUGCUGCAGUCCGUCAUCAUCUAGGCCUCACUCUGCCGCUGGAUCUCCUCUGACUGCACUUGAAGGCUGGUGGCCAGGCGCCCGUGCCCACCCUUCGUUUUCUCUAUCUCCCUUUCUUGCUUCCAGCUUUGCCUCUCUUACUCCAUCUUUCUGAGGCAGGGAAAAAGCUGUAUACUCUGCUGCAGCCUCUGGAGCAAGACUUCCAAGGGCUUGAUGUGGUCCCACCCAGUUCAAAGACACCCACUGCACCCCCAAGCUUCUGGCCUUCUGUGGUCUCCCUUUCCUCCAGAAACACAGAUGUAUGUCUAAAGACUUCAUAGCCCCUUCUCUCUUCUCCACCCGUCACUCCUGGGUAAAUCAGGGCCAAGGACUGACAUCUCA
Molecule: messenger RNA, 1607 nt
Organism: Cynocephalus volans (Philippine flying lemur)
Lineage: Eukaryota; Metazoa; Chordata; Mammalia; Dermoptera; Cynocephalidae
Gene: PRELP
Product: proline and arginine rich end leucine rich repeat protein
Exons: 3
Coding region: 105-1250 (381 amino acids)
Cellular component (GO): extracellular exosome
Molecular function (GO): protein binding; heparin binding
Source: RefSeq, a predicted model, not a curated record